Prorocentrum cordatum is the source of this 906-nucleotide messenger RNA. The record is from the annotation of a GenBank genome assembly. NCBI's taxonomy places the organism in Eukaryota, Dinophyceae, Prorocentrales, Prorocentraceae.
UGCCCUUGCGUCGCGGCCGCCGCCCUCGCAGCCGAGGCCGCGCGGCGGGCGCUCUCGCCGCGCCGCCGCCGCGAGGAGCGCGCCGACGAGGCCUCCGCCGACAACUCCACGCACGCCACGGCCGCGGCCGACAGCGAGGCCGAGGGCGCCGAGAAGACCAAGGAGGCCGAGGCCAAGGUCCAGGAGCAGAUGGAGGACCUCGAGAGGUGCCGCAAGGAGCUCGAGGAGGCCAAGGCGAAGCUCAAGAAGCUCCAGGACGCACAGGCGGCCAAGAAUAAGGCCAACGGCACCAGCAACGGCACCAGCAACGGCACCAGCAGCGGCACCGGCGCCGCGGACGCGGAGGCCACCGCGGAGGAGCAGAGCGCCGUGGACGCCCUGGAGGUGGCCAGGAAGGAGCGCCGCGAAGCAGGAGGAGAAGAAGACCCUGGUGGAGAAGGAGAAGGCCGAGUACGAGGAGGCGAACAAGCACUACCAGGAGGAGAAGGCCAAGGCGGAUCAGAAGGAUCCGAGCUCGAGGUCGCCAAGGCCGCCGAGCGCCUCCGCGCCCUCCGCCACAAACAGGCGGCCGGCGUCGACAGCGACGAGAACACCGCCGCCAGGGGGAAGCGGGCGUGCAAGUGCCCGGCAGCACAGGAGCACGCAGGCGGCUCCUCCGAGGCCGCGGCGGACGGCUCCCAAGAGGCCGACAGCGCGGCUGCCGGCUCGCACGAGGGGUGCCCGCCGUGCCCCUACGGGCCCGCCGGGGCAGCGACCGCGGGCGCGACCACGCCCUGCCCGCCGGAGCAGCAGCACAGCAAGUCCCGCGGCGCCCGCGCCGCGGCGGCCUCGGCCGCCGCCCUGCUGCUGGCGCUGCUGCCCGCGGCGCUCUCUGGCGGCAGCUGGGCGUGAGGGCCCCCGCCUGCC